Staurois parvus is the source of this 302-nucleotide messenger RNA. The record is from the annotation of a GenBank genome assembly. Lineage: Eukaryota; Metazoa; Chordata; Amphibia; Anura; Ranidae.
UCCCCUCCCUCCUAGAUUGUAAGCUCGAAAGAGCAGGGCCCUCAAUCCCCUCAUGUUUUGCAUUGUAUUGCUCCUGCACAUUGCUUUGUAUGGCUGUGCAUAGCAGAGCCAUACAAAGCAGUGUGCUUACCAUGGAAAACACACACACACCUCUUCACACUAACCCCUUCCUGCCCAGUGCCAUUAGUACAAUGUCAGUGCUUUUUAUUAGCACAGAUCACUGUAUUGGUGUCACUGGGGAUGUCAGUGACACCAAGUCAGUUCCCCCCAGUGUCAGAAUGCCCGCCGCAGUCUCGCUAUAA